Cygnus atratus (black swan) is the source of this 13971-nucleotide messenger RNA. It is a transcript of the gene CEP350, whose product is annotated as centrosomal protein 350. Gene Ontology annotation, cellular component: centrosome. Lineage: Eukaryota; Metazoa; Chordata; Aves; Anseriformes; Anatidae. Bases 600 to 10040 code for a protein of 3146 amino acids. Gene Ontology annotation, molecular function: microtubule binding. The transcript is spliced from 38 exons. Gene Ontology annotation, biological process: microtubule anchoring. The record is from RefSeq and is a predicted model, not a curated record.
GGUGUUCUAGUUUCGACUGGAGUUAUUUGGCGAACGCGCCAGCACACAAGCUAACAAGCAUUGCGAAGCGCUCUCCUUGCACCAAAACCCGGACACCCGGCCCUGCCGCUGCUCUCGUUGCCGCAACGCUCGUACGUGGGCUGAGGCAGCGAGGCCGGGGAAAAGGAGGCGAGAAGCCGCGAGGAGGACCCGGGACGAGGGCGACUCUGAGGCGGGGCGCCCGGGCCCCGGCCGAGGUAGGCCUGGCGAAGCGGGCCUGGCAGGCCCCGCCGCACACAACAUGGCGGCGAGGAAGGGAGGGAGGCGAGCGGAGCGGCGCGGCGCCGCCAUCUUGGGGAGGUCGGCGGCCGGCCGGUUCUCGCGAGACUUGCCCGGCAGCUCCCGCUCUCGCCGCCGCCGCCGCCGCUCCGUGUGAGGCGCGGGCCGGUAAUGGCGGCCGGCCGGCGGCGCUGAGGCACCGCGCGACGGCGGGCAGCGGAGCCGAGCUCGGGGCGCCGCCCGCUCCCGCCGCCCUUCCCUCCGCUCCCGCGGCAUGCCCCGGGACCUGCCCCCGCGGCGGCGGGCGUCGAUCAGCAGCCGCCGUCGCCAGAGAAAUUGACAUGAUGUGGACCAACAAGUCAAAUGAGGUGCCUCUACAAAGUCCAAGGCAUAACCAAGCCAAGGAUUCUACCAGAGAUCCAACUGCAGCAUGGGCUACUUUUUCUCAGACUAAGGCUGCUCUACGUCAUAUAGAGAACAAGUUGGAAAUAGCUCCCACCAGCACAGCUGUGUUUGAUUCUGUCAUGGAUGCCAAGAAGCCCUCUGCUAGCGCAAGCAGGAAAAUAAGCAGAAAGGCUUCCCGGUCCUCCAGCCAAACUAAAUCAAGCAAGGAGAAGUCCUCACGCAGCCCUCUUCGAGCGACAACCCUUGAAAGCAAUGUGAAGAAAAGCAACCGUGUGGAAUUUCGUGAACCGUUGGCUUCAUACAGCAGGGAUCCAUACAUUUCUCUGUCGUAUCACGGUUCCAGCCAAUUGGAGGCCAAGCAACUUCUGUCUAGUUUGGACUUCAGCGAAGCAGAAGGGAAGACUGAAGUAACGGGCCGUAUGAUACAUGACAGAGAUGAACGAGAUCUACACAGCAGAGAUUUUGAAAGCCCGUCAUCUUCUGCUGCAGAUGAGACUGUCGUUAGGUAUUUGAAUGACCGACCAGCAAUUGAUGCUUUGCAAAAUGGGGCAUUUCUUAAAGCUGCCACACCUCCAAGAUUGGAAGAGGAAAAAACUAGUGGCUCCAGAGGAGAUGAGUGUAGCACUAAAACUCCUCUGAGUAACACGUCCCAGGACAGUGAACUGAAAGCGUCUUCCCCUUCUACCAUGAGUACUUCUAGUGCUCAUAGGCUGGAAAUCUUGAAACGGCGGCAGCAUGAUGCUAAGUUGGAGAAGCUGAAGGAGCGGAUUCGAAAGCAGUGGGAGCAUUCUGAAGAGCUGGGUGGCAGAGGACAACACUCAGGAUAUGCUGAGCAACCCGUAGUGAUCACAAAUGUGGAGAAUGCUGUUACUCCCAAAGUGAGGAAAGUGGCAGCUGCACCUGCUGCUCCAGCAUACAAAGGUUUCAAUCCUGCUGAAACAAAGAUUCGCACUCCAGAUGGGAAGAUCUGGCAUGAGGAAGAAUUUCACAUUAGUCGGGAGCUGUAUAGAGAUAUAGCACUCCAGUUAACAGAGGAUUCAACAAUGAAAGAAAAACCUUGUGAGAGAAACAAAGAGAGAAAAGCAACCAGACCAGUGCGGAAAGUUCAAAAACUGACGCGGUCGGCAAGUCCAGAGUCCAAACAAGGUGGAAACUAUGUAAUAAGUGCAUCUUCCUGGCGGGAGGGACAAAAGCUAGUAAAAAAGAUACUGGGUCCAGCUCCCAGAAUAGAACAGGACAGAAGAGCUGUGUCUAGUGACAGAACAGGACGAGAGAGAGCUGCGAAGUCUGGCCGUAUUGGAAGGACAGGUUCAGAUUCUAGACUGGAUGUUACACGGAAAACCUCUUCAAGAAGUUCUGAACGAUCAAGGAGUAAAGUACGGUCUGAGAAUAAUUUGAAGAAACUGGAAUCUGCUCUUCCAGAUGAUAACCAAGAUGAUCAUACCUCUGUAAAUAAAGACUUCCUGCCCUUGGAGAUCCGUGGAAUUCUCGAUGACUUGCAGUUGGAUUCCAUGACUACAAAACAAGAAAAAAAUGUGGAAAAGCAGAAUCAGAAGUCUGUUUUGCCUGCUCAAAAUGUUAGGAGCCACAGUCCAACCAAAAGGAAACCAGACAAGGUAGCUGCUAGUGAGGAGCCUCAAGUGAUCUCUAAGAAACGUCACUAUGAUACAGAUGAGGUUCGUCAGUACAUCAUCAGGCAGCAAGAGGAGCGGAAGAAGAAGCAGAAUGAAGAGAAGAAAGCACAAAAGGAGGCAACAGAACAGAAGAACAAAAGGCUCCAAGAACUCUACAGAAAGCAGAAGGAAGCUUUUACUAAAGUCAAGAAUGUGCCUCCUCCUGAGCCUUCAGCAGCCAAACGGUUACAGGAAACUUACUCUAAGAUAUUGCUGGAACAUACGUUUUUAGAAGAGCCAUCUCAGCUGCCUACAGUGCAGGAAUCACAGCCCAAACCUGGUUAUCAGCCAUCUGGGGAAUCUGACAAAGAAAACAAGGCUCAAGAACGUCCUCCUAGUGCAUCUUCAAGUAGUGACAUGUCACUGUCAGAACCGCAGCAGCCACUACUGAGAAGUGACUUGAUGGAGCCUCCCUGGGUACAGCCAGACAGGUUGAGCCCAAGAGUCCAGCUCUCGCACCCACAAGGUCUCACGGGCUCAAGUGGAGGCCCUUGCUCCCAGCACUGGACUCUGGAGCAGAUGGGCCUUUUGUCAAAGGAAUGUGAUGCAGUGUUGGCAGGCAGGAGGAGCCACGCUACACCCGUGGGCUCGCUCACCUUGAUGUCUCAGCCAUACAUGAAUUCACCUCCUGCACAGCAAAAUCUCUUAGGAAAACCUACUGCUAACCAAUAUAGGAGCAAAUUAGAUCGGAUUGAGGCUUUGAAAGCUACAGCUGCUUCCCUUUCUAGCCGAAUUGAGAGUGAAGCCAAAAAGUUGGCUGGGGCUGGUAUCAAUUAUGGCACCAUGUGGAACUCAGACCAUGAAUUUAUGCAAGAAAACCAGGACGAUGGACGGUGGGCAAAGGCUGUGAGUCCUCCUGUGAGAGAGGAAAAUGAAGAUGCUUUUUCAGCCAGAAUCCAAAAAAUGCUGGGUACCUGUAUGUCUCAUACAGCCUUUGAUGACAACCUUCCUGGGGUAGGCAACCUUAGUGAAUUUAAAAAGCUCCCUGAGACAAUCAGGCCUCAUACUGCCGCAGUCAGCCUUGGAAUGAGGUCCCCUGCCGGUCACCGGCAUGAGGGGCUACUGGGACAUUUGUCCAAGAGACAGACCGACUCCCUGGGCCGUGAAAACCAGGCUUAUGGGCAGAACAAAGCUGUAAUUCCUCAAGAGUCCAGCAUAGACUCCAUCAGCGAAGGGCCCCUCCUGAGUGAUGGAAGCCUCUCUGAGGAGGAGGGAGGCCAGCACAAACAGCUGCCGCUUAAGAUGCUGGAGGCAUUGAAAGAGACGGAUUUCUGUGUUCGGGAGAGAAAUGCUUUUGAACCCAUAAAAGAAUUUCAGAAAGAAGCUGAGAAGUAUUUGCCGCUUUACACUCAAACAAGUGGCAUGCACAGCAAGGGGCCGUGGGAAGAACUAGCAAAGGGAAGCCCGCACAGUGUCAUCAACAUCUUUGCGAAAAGCUAUCAGCUUCAUGGAAAGGUGUUUGAUGAAAGGUCAAAUGGAGGCUCUUCCCUUCUGCGCCCUUUGCUGCCUGCCAUGAGCCCCCCAGAAAGUGUUGUUUCUUAUGAAGAUGAUUUUGCCUCAUCGCAGGGAAGUGGCACUUUAACAGACAAAAAGAUUGCACGUGACCUCAGCGUUGCUGGCAGCAGUAAUUCAAGCAUUCAGGAAGAACUUCCUAGUAGAAAGUCUCCCCAUGAAUCUCGAUCUGUAGAGCUUGCUUCUCAGCAUUCAUCUGGACCAAGAUCUGCAGCAUCUUCUCGUUCAUCUGCUUCCUCUAAAAAGAGGGGGAAAAAGGAGCGGUUGGAAGCUUACCAUGGAAGUUCUCACCACUUUCCGGAAGAAGAUAAAAUGCCAUCUGAAUUAGAGCGGGGAUCCCAACAAGCAAAGAAGUCCUUAUCGAGUAGUAGAAUUUCUAAUAAGGACCAUGAGCAGAACCCAGAUACAGACAGCACAUUAGAAAAUUUAUCUGGACAUUCCCUGCUGAGUUUCUCAGACAAGGGAAGAUCCCAGAAGACACCAACUUCUUCCCCAUCUCCAGGUUCCCAAAAAUUGUUGCAGUUUGAUUCUAUAGGCAAUACAGCAGAAAGAGCCAAGUCACCUGCUGGCUUUUCUGGAAGUGCAGCAUCGGGGCUGAAGCCUAACCUAGCCUUCUCUGACUUGAGUCUGGGAACUAGUAGGCCUGCAGCAGGAGCAGCCUCAGCAAGUGGAUGUAUGCGCUUCUCCCCUGCUGGUCUUCAGCACCGUUUGUCGGCAGAAUUGAACUACCUUAGUGCCAUCGAGGAGUCUGUCCGACAGCUUUCAGACGUAGAACGUGUACGAGGCAUAUCACUUGCCCAGCAGGAGAGCGUUUCUUUGGCUCAGAUUCUAAAGGCACAGCAGCAGCGCCAUGAAAGGGACUUAGCCCUUUUGAAAAUCAAAGCUGAACAAGAAGCUUUAGAAAGUCAGAGACAACUGGAAGAGGCAAGGCAGAAGGCAGCUCAGGUAAUGCUGCCCUUCAAAAAAUGUGGAGUGUGUAAGAGGCAAAAUGCUGUCCAUGCAGAGUCACUACAACAUCUUGUCCAGUCACGGCAGGAGGCUGUAGAUGUGCUGCAAGAGCCCACGUGCAAGGUUGUAGCCAAGCAGGCAGAAACUGCACUUCUCACUACAGAUGCAGCUCACCGUGAGAUGAUAGAGUUAGCUCGAACUCAGAUCUCAGACACUGUAAGUGCUCCAGCUGCUCCAGUCACUACGUUAUUUGACCACCAACGGCAGCAUCACUCAGAGUUCGUGAAACAACUGAGAGCCCGAACUGAUACAAACAGGAAAUGUGAAUCUGGUGCCAUGUCACAAGGUAAAGAGGAGAUGGGUGACUCCAAACAGACUUACUCACCAGUGUUUGAUAGUUACUCAGAAUCCUCAAGAUCAAAGGUUCAUGAUCGGAGUAGUACCAGCAGCCGCCAAGAGAGUCCUUCCGUUCCAUCUUCUAAGGAGAACGAGAAAAAACUUUCCCGUCGUGAAAAGAUAACUAGCAGUAUUGAAGAGCAGGCUCAUACUGGUGUGGAUGAUUCCUUGCCGAGUGAUAGUAUUUUAUCACUGCCAGAUGAAAAAGAUUCCGCUUCAGUUGCAACAGAGUAUUCCCUGAAGUUUGAUGAGUCCAUGACAGAGGAUGAGAUUGAAGAGAAGUCUUUUCGGUCUUUGCUGCCCUCAGAGAGUCAUCGUAGAAUUAACUUGGAGAAGAAACGGGGUAGUCGUGAUGAUUCUGAUGAGGAAGUCUCCCCAGAAAAAACAGCUCUGUCGUCUAUCAAGGAGCUAAGCAUGCCAUUCUCAGGGGGACAAGAUAGUUUCUCUAAAUUUACCAUGGAGAUGGUAAGGCAGUACAUGAAAGAGGAGGAAAUGCGAGCAGCUCAUCAGUCCUCACUACUUCGGCUCCGGGAGAAGGCUCUGAAAGAGAAGACAAAAGCUGAAUUAGCUUGGCUGGAACAUCAGAAGAAGCAUUUGCGAGACAAGGGAGAGGAUGAUAAGAUGCCCCCUAUUCGAAAGAGGCAGCGUGGUCUGCUGCUGAGAUUACAGCAGGAAAAGGCAGAAAUUAAGCGUCUUCAAGAGGCUAACAAGGCUGCUCGGAAGGAGAGACAGCUGAUCCUUAAACAGCAAGCGGAGAUAGAACGAAUCCGUCAGACUACAAUGAAACUGCAGGAAAAAUUAAAAUCUGCAGGAGAAAACAAGCUGGAACUUCACAGUGAGGAUGACCUCAAACAGAGCAAUGGUUCUAGCCCACUUCCAACUGAUGCAGAAACACGCAGCCCUUCCCCAAUCUCAAUCUCCAGCAGUGAGACUAGUAGCAUCAUGCAGAAACUUAAAAAAAUGCGCAGCAGAAUGGACGAAAAGUUCCUAACUAAGCGCGAACAGAAGCUGAUGCAGCGUCGACAACAUGCUGAAGAAUUGCUGGAGUGGAAACGCCGCCUAGAUGCAGAGGAAGCCGAAAUACGACGGAUAGAAAAGCAGGCUCUGGCUGCCUGGGACAAAGAGUUGCUUAAAAACAAAGUAGCCAAGAAAGAACUGGGGGAUCAGAGAACUGAGCCCAAAGAAACAGCCAGUGAAGAAGAGUCUCCAGUGCCUUCUUGCUCUCGUCUGAACAGUGAAAGCUCUGUCCCAGAAGAUCUUGGCAGUCCAGCUGCUGAGUCUGUCCCAUCAGAGACUAUGGGCCAUGGACAGCCAGAAAGCCCAGAUCAGAGUACGAUUAAUGAAGAAAUGAUUUAUUCUGAGGAGUUCAAGUCCUCUACCACACCUGGCAAACUUUCUCCUCCCAAAAGCAUAUCUGUAUCAAAGCAAGAUUCCAGCAAAGGCAGCCACAGAACUGGAGGACAGCUGCGUUCACCUGUGAAGUCUCAUCAGAUAUCUCACAAUUGGUCUGAUGAAUCUUUAUCUAUGACACAGUCAGAAACCACAUCUGAUCAAAGUGAUAUUGAAGGACGGAUCAGGGCCCUGAAGGAUGAACUACGGAAAAGGAAGGCAGUGGUUUACCAGCUGAAAAAGGAACAGAAGAAGAGGCAAAAGGAGAGACUGAAAGCCCAGGAGGCCAGUUUGAUCAAACAGCUGGAGUCAUAUGAUGAGUUUAUCAAGAAGACUGAAGCAGAGCUGAGCCAAGAUCUGGAGUUAUCACCCACAGCCAAACCUCAGAUUAAAACUCUAUCUUCAGCUGCUGCUGAAAAACCUAAGAUCAAGGCACCACCACUCCAUAGGCCGGAAACAGCUAAAAACUGGAAAUCACUGACUGAAUCAGAGCGAUCCAGAGCAUCUUUGGAAUCCAUUGCAGAGUAUGCAGAUGCUGUGUCAUCAAGAACCGAGAGAUCUGCGUCUGUGCACACCAAGAAGGUGACAGAUGUUCAUGCAGAAGAACCUUCCAGAAAAUCUUCCUCAGGUUUAAUGUCACCAAGGAGUUCCAGAGCAGGAUCCGGUGAUUCCUUAGAUCAUGUGCCCUCCUCAGCUCUUCUCAAAGACAUAAAAGACAUUAGUAGGGACAUUAGUAGGAUAUCCCAUGGAUCAACAAGCAUUGCAAUAAAUGUAUCCAAUGAGGAGGCUGUCUUCAGUCAUAAAUCUGAGAUACCAGAAGACUUGGAAUAUAUAAAAUCAGAAGAAUACGAGAUUGAAGAUUCUUAUGUUAAAUCUUUGGAAAGUUCUGAUGUGUUGUUGACAUUAGAUAAAGAACAGGAGAGUUCAUUGGACGUUAUUCCAGAGAAAGUCCUCCAUUCUGCAAAUGAACGCUCUCUAAAGGAACCUUUUGGUUUGUCUGUGGAAAGCCUUCAUGGUAAGGAAGAAGUCUUAAAACAGAGACUGGCAGACAAAGAUGCUGUAACUGUCCCAAACGUAGAAGAGUCUUACUGCAAAUUGAGCAAAUCAGCAGAGGAAAAAGAUGAUCUGCUUUCAGAACACCCGUUUAGUCAAAAAGAGCCAUCAUAUGUUGAAGACUUUGAAGGAUCCUCCUCCAGGAAACAGGCAUCAAUUGAAGAAACACUUGCUGUGGAACAUUACAAAGAUGACUUCGAAGUGUCCCUUCUCUCCCCUAAAGGGGACACUCACUCACUGAGAGAGCAGUCACAGCACACAGAAACCAACAGAAGCAGAUCCACGAGCCUUGGCAGUGAUGGCGAAAUCAGUGAAUACCUCAGUGACAAAUCUCUUUCUCUCUCCAGCAGCAAGCAUUCGGAGAGAUUGUUGGAGCUUAGGUCUCCAACAGAACUUAUGAAAAAUACUGAACGUAUUGAUGUGGAGAAAGAACAGGCUCCUGCUCAGCCACCACCAUGGGCCUCUGCUUCAGUCACAGAAGAAACAGAUAAUUUGUCAAACUUCAGCGUUGGUGAUAGGGUACUUGUGAGUAAAGUCCAACCUGGAACACUGCGAUUCAAAGGUCUGACUAAAUUUGCCAAAGGGUUUUGGGCUGGUGUGGAGUUGGAUAAACCUGAAGGGAACAAUAAUGGAACUUAUGAUGGUAUUAAAUAUUUUGAUUGCAAAGAAAGGCAUGGUAUUUUUGCUCCUCCUCAAAAAAUCUCUCACAUUGCAGAAAGUGUUGAUAACCAUUUAGACACGAAUAAGGAUGAAGAUUCGUUCUUUGAUGACAGACUGGAGAAGCAACACAAAGCUGAGCGGAAAGGCAAAGGAAGUUCCAAAUCUGGCAAAGAAGAUGAAAGGCAGAGCAGAAGUGCAACAAAGAACUCUUCCCAGGAUAAAGCUCCUGCAGGUGCAGCUGUUUCAGAAGCCUCAGCUGGAGAAAACAUUGAUGAGGACUCAUCUUCCAAAGCAAAGAGCAUAAAGGAGAUUUCUGUAGCUACUGAAUCACUUGCCCCAGAACAGUCUGUGGUGGCUUAUCUGAAGCAUGCUAUAAAAGAGGAGGCCAACCUUCCUCCUCCCAUUUCUGGUGUGAUGGACAAGAUUUCCACCGUUCAGUUAGAUGACAUCUCUGAUUUCCUUUCUGAAAAACUGGAGAGACAGAAAACACUGGGAGAAGAGUGUUCUGAAAAGUUAGAUGAUCUCUCUCCUGGAGUUGUGGAGAAGCCUGCAACUCCACUUCUGGAUUUGCUGGCAAAAGAGAAGAACCAAUUAGAAGCCCAGCUUAGACUACCAUUUAGAGAAGAAGAAAAGUCGAAAGACCAACUGGAAAAGGUCAGUUUGCUGACGGACAGUCUGCUUAAAGAUUUUGUGAAAGACACAGUCAGUCAGUUACAGCAAAUAAAGAAGGUCAGGAAUGAGAAAAUCCAGCUCAGCAACCAGGAACUCUGUGAUGUGAGGGAGGAAUCCAAUCCCCCAUCUCAGCAAGCAGAAAAGCAGAUUCCUGAUGGACUGAAUAAUUUUUUUCUAAGCUCGGACUUGGAAGAUGAAAGAGAAGAACUUUCCUCUCCAGACAUGUGUCCCAGACCAGAGAGUCCAGUGUUCGGUGCGAGCGGUCAGGAGGAGCUUGCCAAGAGGCUGGCUGAGCUGGAGCUCAAUCGGGAGUUCCUGAGCGUGCUGGGAGAUGAUCAAGACUGGUUUGAUGAGGACUAUGGCCUUAGUUCCCGUAAGGUCCAGCAGAAGCAAGCUGAGGAACCAGCAGUGCUGCCCAAGGUAGAAGCACAGAAAGUUCCAACAAAGCCGUGUGAGGAGCCUUUGGCAGUCCCUCAUACUGCAGUGGAGGUGGAAGGUAUGGUGCAUGCAGCAGCCGAGGAACUCUGGAAACUGAAAGAGCUGGGUCAUGAUCUUCAAAACUUCAGCCUUCACACUGAUCUUAGUGGUGCCAUUAAAGAGCAGGACACGGACACGAUAAACAAACAGGUCUAUAAAAAGGUGGUAUUUGAUUUAACAAGAGAGAUCUUUGGAGAAAUCUUCGCUGAGGAUCCUAAUCUAAAUCAGCCUAUUUGGAUGAAACCAUGUAGGAUCACAUCUGCUUACUUUCGCCGAGUAAAAGAUCCAAAUGAUCUGGAUGAAAUCAAGAGCUUCAUUGCAGCUGAAGUACUGAAGUUGUUCAGCCUGAGGAAAGAACCUAAUCACAAAACAGACUGGCAGAAGAUGAUGAAAUUUGGGCGGAAGAAACGAGAUAGAGUGGAUCAUAUAUUGGUGCAGGAACUUCAUGAGGAAGAAGCACAGUGGGUGAACUACGAUGAGGAUGAACUGUGUGUAAAGAUGCAGUUGGCAGACGGGAUCUUCGAGGCCUUAAUCAGAGACACUGUUGAUGUACUGAACCAGAUAAAUGAGAAACAGCGGAGAUUACUGCUUGUCUGACAGAGCUGAAAAUAAACUUGACGCUGCGUAACCACUGAGUCAUGGGCCUUUCUGACUCCCAACGUACUCUCCACCCUGCGAGCACUGCUGCUGGACUUCCACGCGUGGGUUUUAAAGGCAGUACAGAUGUGAUUACAGCAACCUGAACUUGCAUCCUCUGCCGCUAGAGACCUUGCACCGGAUUUGUUGCUUGGAACAAGCUGAUCCUCACUAGAGGCUGCAUUGUGGAGUGCUCAGACUGUUUGCGUGCCGAUGCAGUUAUGCCACAUAGCUGUGAGCAGCUGUCCGUGGCCUCUGCCUGGGCCUUUGACAUGCAGCCUGUGUUCUGAAAGGGUUGGGUUAAGUUGGGAUAUUGGCUGUUUUGCUGGAAUGGCUCUCAGCCAUCAGUACUCGAGUUGUCUUUAGAAAUGUGAGUAAUUUGCAGAAGAAAUGGUUUGGUCAGGUUUUAGUCAUAACUGAAUAUUUACCAUACUGAACAGUGUUAAAACCUUAACACCUCUUCUCCUGCAGCCCUAACAAUGUGCAUCAGUUUCUUCUGCUCCGGAGCCCAGUUAAUUCCAUUUUCUGUGAAGCUGGUUUUCGUCUUUCUUCCCAGGAUGUGGUACCAGAUAUGGUGCCAGUCAGUCCAGGGAAAUUAGGUGAUGUUGAUUUUUGCAUUCAAGUAAAGAAUUCUUACUGCUUUUCCGAUGUUAACAUGCUUCAAUCCAGAGGUGGAGCAAGAUAAAGGCCGCCUCAUGCCAAACAUGAAAGAUGAGCCCGUGGACAACUUUCCUCCUACCGUGUAGCACUUCUUCACUUCCUGGAGCACCAGCUGCUCCUAGAUAACGGAUACUCAGGAUUCUCUCAGGCACGAGACAUGCAGGAGUGGAAAAUGUUUCCUUGCAAAAAUUUGGCCUUCACACCCUCAGCUUUCUCCCUUCUUGUCACCUAAUAAAUCGGAGAAGCAAUUACUUGAACAAUUUAGAGAACAGAGUGUAUUCACCAAAGAAAGCAGUGCUUGACUGUCUGCAUGUUUUGUGCUUGUGGCUUUUUUUUUAAUUUAUUUUCAGAUAAUUUAUUAAGUGGGUUAUAGGAGAGUGUCCUGUGCAGUUGGUUGUGCUAUCUUGUAUUUUGAGACAGCCAAACUUGAGAAAGCGUCUGUUCUGGAAACUGCCGGUGUCUGUAUUCUUCACACAAAACCUCCAGCUCCUCGAGGCAGAUACAGGAAGGAUGAGAGGAACCAAACCUCAGUGACUGGGGUGGGAAGCAAGGGUAUAGCUAGGAACGGAGCUUCUCUGCACCUGAUUCAGAGACAAGGGAGAGUUGAGGGGACCGAGCUGAAAAACGAUGUGAAACUUCCCUGCUCCGUCUGUUUCCUUCCUUUCCCAGAACUUCUAGGCCAUGGGCAGCUGUUACCUGGUUCACUCGGUGCCGGGUUGAACCACAGUGUCCUUCUGCCGAGUUCUCUUUCCUAAUCUGUCCCUCCCAUUCUGGUGUUUCUCUUGGAUGAACACAGACAAUCUGGGGUCGAACGUUGAUGCCUUAAUAGUGGAUGUCCCUGUUUGUUAACCUGGGACAAGAUGCAGAGGAGAGUCAGGUUCUCCAGACACAUUGGAGUGCAGGGAGAUGCUUCGAAGCCCUCUUGGAGGUCCCCCGAAGAUGCUGCUGCCCACGAUAGGCAUGGGGGGAGAUACCUGCUGCUUCUUUCAUCUGCUUGGUUCUUGGGCUUCUUAGUACGCCUCUCUCUGCUACUGCUCCAUGAGGGUUUUUCUUUUCCUUUUUUUUUUUUUUGGUUUUGUUUUGGAAAGCUAUCAUUGGAAUAUUUGCAUUUUGCACAACGACACGUGGCUGGUAAUUCUUCAGGGACAGCACUGGGAAGUGUUGGAUUUAUCAGAGGUCCAAGCAGACUCUCAGAUGUAGUAUUGCCAGCACCUCACUUGCGAGUUAAUGGUGAGCCAUAUUCAUGGAAGCUUAGUAAGUGGAAGAAGGAGGAGGAGAUAACGCUCUAAUAGGAACACCUCCAGCAGGGCAUAUGCACGUCUGUCCUGCAGUAGCAGCCUUUCUGGCUGGCUGGAAGUCAAAUGGUCUUGGCAGAGCAACGUUCAGCCUUUUUCCUUAAGUGAUUCAUUUGUCCGCCUAAGGUGUCAUGAUGCUGAACUGUGAAAUUCUCGGAUGCUUAAAAUAGAAGCAAACUAAAGCUGCUGCAUUUAACCAGCCUGGUGUCACUGCUUGGGUCACUGCCUCAGAUUCCCUUUCCUGGGUGUAUCUUUUUCAAUAGAGACGAUUGUUAUUUUUAUAGGUAGCAAUUACGAAAAGAAGGUAGAAACCCGCAGCGCAGGUUGGAGGCUGGAGUAUCAGAGGAGCGCAGUUAGCUUCUGUCCCGUAGAUGGUGUGGCCGGCACUGAGGAGGGUGCUGCGCAUCACGGAGGCUUUUCAGCUGCCCUGUGGGGCUGGUGGGGCUUUUCUGUACAGCCACCAGCAGGGAGGAGGCUGCACAGUUGGCCUGCCAGAAUACCAGGGACCAUUGGAGAUGAUGUGCCUGUUGUCUCGCUGGUUUAGAUCAGCAGUAGUUUCGCACCCUCUACAGAAGUUGUUUUUACGGCUGUUCGGGCAGAAGAAAACUGUGUAAGUAAUGGCUUUAUUCCUUUGCAAACAUCACCGUUUAUUUUUUGGUAGCAAUCCUCGACAGGAGCAACCCUAAAAAGACUUGAAUAUACGUGAAUUACCUUCUCAGUACCUCAAGUGUGUUGAGUUGCUUUGAGUUGAGUGUAUGCUCAAUAGCUCGAGUGCGUUGAGUUACUUUGGGACUGAUGAUUACUGCGAUGAAGCAAUGGUCUGUCUGGGUCGUGUCUGAUAACAAGGAGGUGGGGGGAUUCUGGAGUCUUAACAGCAGAGGCCAAGUUCUGUAUUUCUCUCUUCUCCCCAACCUUCCCACUAAAAGAACAAGAUGAUACUACUGGGUCCUGGUUAUCUUGGUGCCAACACCGUUAGAAGUUUCAAGGCUGCGAGAUUUUUCUGAGACCUGUGAGCUCUUUGAGGCAGUGGCCAAUGUCACUGUGGAGAUGCGAUUCCCUUUUCGGAAGGAUCUCAGUGCCGGGUGGGAAAGCCCAGGCUCGUGAGGACCAGGAGCGUGAGUACCUCUCGCAGCAGGAUGCUUCCUGAGCUGAGCUGCGGCAAAUCAGCACUUCUGCCUUUCAGAAGAGGCUCGCUGCUCACGAGGUAGAAUUGAGGGAUUGGAAAAAUCCCGUCUUGUUCACUUUCCUUUCUUGAAAAAGUGGCCUUAGCUUUUUGCAAUACUUGAAUAAGUGUGUACCUGCAGAAGAUCUUCAGUAGCACAGUGAUAGAGACCUUUUAAGUGACUAUUCUGCACGGAACUGAGCGCAGUUCUGACUUUCAUAUCCCGUUGCUACCUUAAGACUAUUAGGAAAAUAAAGUACUUUUCAGCAGAGAAACAGUUGAAUCUUACAAGGUAUUUAGUGCAUCUGAAGUGUUUACAAAUCAACUAAAAUGGAGAAAAGCAAACUAUUGAACUUAUUUGUAAUUUAAACGUUAAAUGCAAAGAUAUAUACAGAUGAAAGAGGAAUACUGUAAUUAACCUGCAUUUAAUAGUUUUUUUUCCUUGACUUUGCAGAGCCUUUUGAUACACAUUUGCAAAGCCGCCUUCUGGGAGGCUCCGUCUCCUGAUGUACUGUGUUGUGGAGAUACUAAAAAGAAACCUGUUUACUGUGUAUGUGUAAAUAACCUGGUAACUUGGUUUUUGGGCCAGUUUCAGCAGAUGUUCACAUCCAGAGCAGCUUUGCACAGUAGACAGACCCAAGGAUGUGGAGGGGUUUUUGUAAUUAAGAACUGUAAAAUAACCAGGGGGGUCCCUGUGUACACCAGUGUAAAUAUCUUUCGUAACUGAAAUGUACUUUAAGAGAACAAAAUCUGUAAAUAAACUGAUUUAUAAAUU